This is a messenger RNA of Scomber japonicus (chub mackerel), 1656 nucleotides long. RefSeq names its product potassium channel, subfamily V, member 2a (gene kcnv2a). Gene Ontology annotation, molecular function: voltage-gated potassium channel activity. NCBI's taxonomy places the organism in Eukaryota, Metazoa, Chordata, Actinopteri, Scombriformes, Scombridae. Gene Ontology annotation, cellular component: voltage-gated potassium channel complex; membrane. The record is from RefSeq and is a predicted model, not a curated record. Gene Ontology annotation, biological process: potassium ion transmembrane transport; protein homooligomerization. The transcript has 10 exons. The coding region runs from base 1 to 1656 and encodes 551 amino acids.
AUGUUGACCCGCCUCAGAGCCCGGAGCAGGAGCUUGUUCCCCGGCUACAAGCAUGGCAACCGGACUCAAGCUGUCAAAGAACCAGCUGAUUUUUUAUAUUUCAGCAACAGCACUAUAAAACCAUGGAACUCCAUGCAGGACCUGAGCAGUGACGUCUACGAUCUUUAUGCUGAUGAUGAUGAUGAUGAUGAUGAUGAAGAGGACGAUGGAUUCCCGGCGUCUCCGUCCCGCCUGGUGCUCUCUCCAACCAAACACUUCACCCUCAACAUCAAUGUUGGAGGAACGAUGUACCACUUACCCUACAGGUUAGCUGCCAGGUAUCCAAAAACACGGAUUGGCCGGUUGGCCACAUACACAGAUCACAACAGGAAGUUGGACCUGUGUGAUGACUACAUCGUCCAUAGCAACGAGUUCUUCUUCGACAGGGACCCUCAAAUCUUCCACAACAUCUUCAACUUUUACAGGACUGGAGUGUUGUGGAUCAAAGAUGAACUGUGUCCCCGCAACUUCCUGGAGGAGAUAAACUACUGGGGAGUCAGAAUCAAAAACAGCCAACGCUGCUGCCGCAUCUCCUUUGAGGAGAGGCAGGAUGAGCUGUACGAGCAGCUGAAAAUACAGAGACAGCUGCUGGCAGAGAUGGAGAUGGAGGAGGACGAGGCGGUGUAUUACGGCAUGGCUUUCGGGUCGACCCGCAGGACAGUCUGGAACCUGAUGGAGAAGCCAUUCUCCUCUGUCCCUGCCAAGCUGAUGGCGCUCGCCUCCUCUGUCUUCGUGUUGGUCUCGCUGGUCGCCAUGACGCUCAACACCGUGGAGGAGCUGCAGUACAAGACGGCGUCCGGACAGCCGAGCGGCAGGUUUUACGGCGAGUGCGUGGAAACGUUCUGCAUCACUUUCUUCACCCUGGAGUACCUGCUGCGCCUCGUCUCCACCCCAGACCUGAAGCUUUUCGGGCGGAGCGUGCUCAACACGGUGGACCUGAUCGCUAUCCUGCCUCACUACCUGCAGAUGGUCCUGGAGUGCUUCGAGGACAAGGACAUCCACCAGCACGCAGGGGACAUCGAGACAGUGGCCAGAGUGGGAAAGGUGGGUCAGGUCCUGAGGAUCAUGCGUCUGAUGCGAAUCUUCAGGAUUUUGAAGCUGGCUCGUCACUCGACAGGCCUCAGAGCGUUCGGCUUCACGCUGAGACAGUGCUACCAGCAGGUGGGCUGUUUGCUGCUCUUCAUCGCCAUGGGGAUCUUCAUGUUUUCAGCCAUGGUUUACACCGUGGAGCACGACGUUCAUAACACCAACUUCACCUCCAUACCACACGCCUGGUGGUGGGCCGCUGUGAGCAUCUCCACGGUGGGCUACGGAGACAUGGUCCCAGAAACCAACCUGGGACGCAUCUUCGCCUUCGCCUGCAUCUCUUUCGGCGUCAUCCUCAACGGAAUGCCCAUCUCCGUCCUCUACAACAAGUUCUCCGACUACUACACCAAGCUCAAGGCCCACGAGUACACGGCCGUCACCAAGGCCCGCGGCAAGGUGCAUUUCACCAGGAGAGCGGUCAAGAGGAUCGCCGAGUGCUGCGAGGACGUCGUGUCCCCCAGGACGACCCGCCUCAUGUCCUCCGCUGGUCUCAGGUCUGCAGGAUUCAGCGGCGCUCGGCGGCUGGACUAA